AUGAGCGAAGAUGCGGCCGACGAACCGGGUAUUCCAAGAGCUGCGUUGAACAAGCUGGUCAAGGAGGCGCUACCGCAGAUCCGAAUCGCGAACGACACUCGCGACAUGCUGCACGCAUGCUGUCUGGAGUUCAUCGAACACAUCGGCAGCGAGGCGAACCGCAUAUGCGCUCAAGAGCUGAAGAAGACGAUCACGCACGAGCACGUGCUCAAGUGUAUGCCUUAUGUUGCUCGUUGUUCAGCCUUAUUAACCGCGUCUUUCGUUGUUGUAGCAUUGCAGAGCCUCGGUUUUGCGCAGCGGCGUCAACGUCGCCAGAGCUCACGGCUGGACAAAUGCGGAAUCCCCGAAGAUGAGCUAUUGAAGCAGCAACAGGAGUUGUUUGACAAGGUGAAUCGUUGCUUUCGACUUCCGUUUCCGCUUCACUGCAAGCUGUCGACUAUCAGAUCUGUAUCAGCUGCUCAACUAGAAUGUCAUAGUACCGAGGUUCCUUUCACUGUUUUGAUCAGACUUCGCCAAUCCUACUAAAA
Molecule: messenger RNA, 527 nt
Organism: Soboliphyme baturini
Lineage: Eukaryota; Metazoa; Nematoda; Enoplea; Dioctophymatida; Soboliphymatidae
Source: the annotation of a GenBank genome assembly